Molecule: messenger RNA, 531 nt
Organism: Cornus florida
Lineage: Eukaryota; Viridiplantae; Streptophyta; Magnoliopsida; Cornales; Cornaceae
Exons: 2
Coding region: 1-531 (176 amino acids)
Biological process (GO): positive regulation of cytoplasmic translation
Cellular component (GO): cytoplasm
Molecular function (GO): zinc ion binding; mRNA binding; translation regulator activity
Source: RefSeq, a predicted model, not a curated record
AUGAGGCAGUUGAUCACGGCACAGUUUAUUAAGGUUUACUCUGAAGCAGUGGAAAGGGCUUUGAUGCUGGAGGCUGACAAUAGAGAGAAGGAUGCAAGAAGAGAGCAAUUGAAGCAAAAGAGGGGUGCAGGGCCAUCCUCAGAGAGAUCUUCUUGGAAAAGGAACAGGGGUAGGCCAUCUCAAUUUCAGGGGCAACAGUCUACAAGACCUGCUCCUACCAAUCCUAUGCCAGCUGGAUCUGACAGGAGUGCAGUUGUUUGUUAUCAGUGUCAGCAGCCCGGACAUUACAAGUCCAGUUGUCCGAUGAGAUCGUUUUCAGUUUCGUCAGCUCCGAAGGCUUGUUAUAGGUGUGGCCAGCAGGGUCACUUGAUUCGUGAUUGUCCGAGUCAGAGAGCAGGCACCAUUAGUGGCAGAGGCAGUCAGGUGUUCAGGUUGGCAGUCCUCAGGCACAGGUACCACAGGGACAUGUUUUUGCACUGGCAUAGACUGAUGCAUCUUCUGGACCGUCAGUCCUUCGAGGUAUAUUUCUAG